CUGCACCACAUUCAUCCGCUGCCAAGGGGAGCCGCCGGGCGCUCGCAGGUUCCGUGCGCUCUGUCCGCGGGAGGACCCUGCAGCCGCGCCUCGCCGCCAAGCCCCGCGCCACCGCCUCGUAGCCUCCCAGAGCCAUGGCAGGUCUCGGCCACCCCGCCGUCUUCGGCCGAGCCACCCACGCCUUGGUGCGGACGCUGCCCGAGUCCCUCGGCCGGCACGCGCUAAGGCGCACCAAGGGCGAGGAGGUGGAUUUCGCCCGCGCGGAGCGGCAGCACCAGCUCUACGUGGGCGUGCUGGGCAGCAAGCUGGGGCUGCAGGUGGUACAGCUGCCGGCCGACGAGAGCCUCCCAGACUGCGUGUUCGUGGAGGAUGUGGCAGUGGUGUGCGAGGAGACGGCCCUCAUCACACGACCUGGGGCACCGAGCCGGAGGAAGGAGGUUGACAUGAUGAAAGAAGCAUUAGAAAAACUCCAGCUGAAUAUAGUAGAAAUGAAAGAUGAAAAUGCCACUUUAGAUGGUGGAGAUGUCCUAUUCACAGGCAGAGAAUUUUUUGUGGGCCUUUCCAAAAGGACAAAUCAACGAGGUGCUGAAAUCUUGGCUGAUACUUUUAAGGACUAUGCUGUCUCCACGGUCCCAGUGGCCAAUGCUUUGCAUCUCAAGAGUUUCUGCAGCAUGGCUGGACCUAACCUGAUCGCAAUUGGGUCCAGUGAAGCCGCACAGAAAGCUCUGAAGAUUAUGCAGCAGAUGAGUGACCACCGCUACGACAAACUAACUGUGCCUGAUGACAUGGCUGCAAACUGUAUAUAUCUAAAUAUCCCCAGCAAAGGCCACGUGUUGCUGCACCGAACCCCAGAGGAGUAUCCAGAAAGUGCAAAGAUUUAUGAAAAACUGAAGGACCAUAUGCUGAUCCCCGUGAGCCAUUCUGAACUGGAAAAGGUGGAUGGGCUGCUCACUUGCUGUUCAAUCUUAAUUAACAAAAAGGUGGACUCCUGAGUUGUAGAGUCCCUUGUAGGCGGCAACACUGCACACACUUGGCCGAUGACUCUGUCCCCACUUCUGUUGUUUUCAUUGACAAUCUACUGUGCCACUGGGCUACUAACUCUUGUUUAUAAAAAAUUAACUCUAAGUUUAAUUGCUUCAUUUUGUGCCCACCCUCAAUCUCCUCAUGGUGGUACCUAAACUGUGGAUUUGCUAAAUGAAUUAAGCAAUCUAGAAAAUGUAGAGCUAAUGAACUAUGAAAUGCAAAUAAUAAUAGUAAGGAAACACUCAUUUUAGUGUUCGUAUCCCAGUGUGAAAAUUGCUUAGUUGCCAGUUUAUUGGGAUGAAUGUUUUCUUGAUCAGUCAGAUAAGCUAUGGUUGUUUUCCUUUAUAUCAUUAACCAUCUUUGGUUCCUAUGAAAUUUCCUGGUUCAUGUUAUCUUCCUCUUUUCCUUCUGGUUUCAUUCUG
This is a messenger RNA of Chrysochloris asiatica (Cape golden mole), 1445 nucleotides long. RefSeq names its product dimethylarginine dimethylaminohydrolase 1 (gene DDAH1). Gene Ontology annotation, molecular function: amino acid binding; dimethylargininase activity. The coding region runs from base 135 to 992 and encodes 285 amino acids. The record is from RefSeq and is a predicted model, not a curated record. The transcript is spliced from 6 exons. Gene Ontology annotation, biological process: positive regulation of nitric oxide biosynthetic process; arginine metabolic process. NCBI's taxonomy places the organism in Eukaryota, Metazoa, Chordata, Mammalia, Afrosoricida, Chrysochloridae.